This is a messenger RNA of Entamoeba invadens IP1, 222 nucleotides long. RefSeq lists its product as hypothetical. Lineage: Eukaryota; Evosea; Mastigamoebida; Endamoebidae. The transcript has a single exon. The annotation marks the transcript as partial. The record is from RefSeq and is a predicted model, not a curated record.
GAGAUGUGUGUGGUGAAUCGUAAAUACAAAAGAGAAGAAGAAACAACACCAACGAAACUGUUUGAAAAUUUCAAGAAGCCUUCAACUAAGAGAAAGUCCCUCAGCACGAUCAUUGGGAAACAAAUUGAACUCACUGGAGAAUUGCAUGACACUGAGUUAGAAAUGUCGAUUAUUAAGAAAGAAGUUGACGACGCGAUAGGGUCACCCAAAAGAAGUAAAUAA